Plasmopara halstedii is the source of this 674-nucleotide messenger RNA. RefSeq lists its product as uncharacterized. The record is from RefSeq and is a predicted model, not a curated record. The transcript has a single exon. The coding region runs from base 250 to 450 and encodes 66 amino acids. Lineage: Eukaryota; Oomycota; Peronosporomycetes; Peronosporales; Peronosporaceae.
AACAGGUCAAGCACUCGAUAGGAUUCUUGUGGUUGGCAAUUCUGGGAUUGGAAAUUCGGUGUAUGGGUGAUUUUUGCAUCUGCUGUACAUGACGAAGCACAAUGACUAUUGUCAGCUUAAAACCAGUAGUGUACUUCUCUUGGAACACUGAUCGUUACAAGAGCUCGCUUUCGUGGUAUUCUGGAAGGACCUACGAUGGAUUUUUUAUGGAAAUGAAGCCGGUAAAGCAUUGCCACUAGCUAAUUCUGUAUGAGAGCUCUCGAAGAAAGCGAUUUCGGAACUGUCACGCGACAUGGUCCAUUGAAAGCUGUUCAGAAAUCAUCGGAAAUAUACGACAGUUUCACUGUUCAAUCCUACACAAACGAGGAUGGGAAGAAUUGUAGAACGAAAGUUGAUAUCAAGGUGACGCAGUAUGUUAAAAAGAUUGUUCAGCAACAACUAACGAUUUAAGAAUCAUCUGGGAUCACGCUUGCUCUGAGGCCCAAAAGAACUCGACGUAUCCGAGUUCGAUACAAUUCUGUGAGCAGAUUUUGCACAUACGUCCAAUGAAAAGUUGACUUUGGCAUUGCGUGUUUGAGAAGUUGCGCAAAGAACGCAACGCUGCAAAUGGGUAAUUGCUAACAGGAAAAGAGUAUGAUAGUGAUAAUCAAAAAUCAGUAUUUAUGAAAUUUGGG